This is a messenger RNA of Papaver somniferum (opium poppy), 855 nucleotides long. Its product is annotated as protein MAINTENANCE OF MERISTEMS-like. The record is from RefSeq and is a predicted model, not a curated record. The transcript has 2 exons. NCBI's taxonomy places the organism in Eukaryota, Viridiplantae, Streptophyta, Magnoliopsida, Ranunculales, Papaveraceae. The coding region runs from base 1 to 855 and encodes 284 amino acids. Gene Ontology annotation, biological process: meristem maintenance; meristem development.
AUGGAAAUAGGAGAAGCAUCACACCCAGUGAUUGAUUAUCUUGUUGAACGUUGGUGGGAUACAACGCAUACUUUUCACUUCCCUUUUGGUGAAAUGGGAUUCACGCCGCUUGAUUGGGUAGUGUUGACAGGAUUGAGUAUUGGAAUUGGGGAUGAUGUUCCGUAUAACCCAGUCAAGUACAAAUUUGAUUAUGUCCGUGAGCAUGUUUUUCCAGAAAUAGAAGAACCCUUAGAUUAUGAAGAUCCCCCAAUCUCUGGAAAAAAACGCCCCCCGGCACAGUGGAUUUCAGAUGCAAUCACAAUUAAAUUUUUGACUACGUAUUUCAAAGAAGAUAUCUUGGUUGCAGCUAAUUUGGAUGACAAACUAGCAGAAAAAGUGGCGAGGGCCUUUUUUAUGUAUGUUUUGGGAAAUUUUUUCUUUUCCAAUGCAAAGAACUACAUUGAUGCGGCUUGGUUAGCUGCUUUUGAGGAUCUAAAUGCAGUUGAUAUGUAUGACUGGGGUGGUCCUGCUUUUGCAAAAUUGUAUGUGGCACUCAACGCAUCUGGUAGGGGACAAAAGUCAUUAUCUGGGCCGUUCCAAAUAUUAGAGUUUUGGGGAUAUGAAUAUCUGGGCAUAUGUAGACCGUGCGACCCAACUAGUGAAGAAAAAUGGCCAAGAACUUCCCGGUGGAAAGCGAAGAAAAAGACUAUCGAUAUUGUUCACUGUAGGAAUGCGCUUAAUCAGUUGACUGCAGACAUCGUGACAUGGAGACCGUGGGAAUCCGCCAUUGGUGUUCUUGACUCUGAUGUUGGUCGCAGGGCUGUGGAGCUUUCAAACAAAAGGGUUAUAUUUACUUGGAUUGGCAAGGUCAGUUAG